CAACAUGGUAAAAUUAAGAUCAAAUUUUAGGAUUGAUCACCCCCAGUGAGCACCAAAAUUUAAAGAACCAGACACAAAUGUUUAGCCUAUAUAAGCAGAUUAUGUUCAAUCCUUAAUCCGUCACUGUCUUAACAUUUCCUUUAUUUCUUUCUAUUAUUUCUCCAAAAAUGUCAUACGAAAUUGAGCUCACCAUCUCAUCAGCCAAGGAUCUAAAGAACGUCAACUGGCGGUACGGCUCACUCAGGCCAUACGCCGUCGUUUGGGUCGAUCCAAACAGCAAAAGCUCCACCAAAGUUGACGAACAAGGCGAUACUUCUCCUUACUGGGAUCAAACCCUAGUAAUUCAUCUUCCACCUGGUCCCAUUGAAGAUCACACGCUCUCCAUCGACAUCGUCCAUGCAAACGCCGAGGAGGACACCAAACCGCUCAUCGGCUCGGCUCGUUUAAAGAUGGCUGAAGUUCUAGAUGACGUUGGAAUCGGCCGGAAACUUAGCCGUUCUCUCCAGCUCAAGCGUCCGUCAGGCAGACCACAGGGGAAGAUUGACGUUGACGUUAUAAUUAGAGAACGCGCUUACCAUCCUCCUCCUGCUGCAUACUACGCGCCACCUUAUGGUGUGCCGGCGCCACCACGACCAAUAGGGGAAUAUUAUGGAAGUCAAUAUUCGUAUUAUACACCAACUGCACCACCACCUAGUGGAUACCCGUACGGUGCUCCGCCUCCACCGCCGCCGAGUUACGGUUACGUUGACGGACCGCCGGUUUAUGUGCAAGAGGAGAAGAAGAAAAGUAAAUUUGGUGGAAUGGGGACGGGAUUGGCUGUGGGUGCUGUUGCUGGGGCUUUAGGUGGACUGGCAAUUGCUGAAGGUGUUGAUGCUCUUGAAGAUAAGAUUACUGAUGAUGUGGCAGAUCAAGUGGAGGAUGAUCUUGGUUAUGAUGGUGAUGACUUCUAGAGAAGUCGACUUUAAAAAAAAAAUCAGUCUUUUUUUUAUGAUUUGAAUUGAAACAUCAUCAUGAUUGUCAGUUUCCUAAAAUAAUUGCGUUUGUUGAAAAGGAAAAACAAUUAUUACAAUUUGAUUUAAAAUGUUUUUAAUAAGAAAAAAUAAAUUGAAAUUUGAAAUCAA
Messenger RNA from Mercurialis annua (annual mercury), 1121 nucleotides. RefSeq names its product protein SRC2. NCBI's taxonomy places the organism in Eukaryota, Viridiplantae, Streptophyta, Magnoliopsida, Malpighiales, Euphorbiaceae. The transcript has a single exon. The coding region runs from base 168 to 950 and encodes 260 amino acids. Gene Ontology annotation, biological process: defense response. The record is from RefSeq and is a predicted model, not a curated record.